This is a messenger RNA of Corticium candelabrum, 1309 nucleotides long. Its product is annotated as paired box protein Pax-6-like. Gene Ontology annotation, biological process: regulation of transcription by RNA polymerase II. The record is from RefSeq and is a predicted model, not a curated record. Lineage: Eukaryota; Metazoa; Porifera; Homoscleromorpha; Homosclerophorida; Plakinidae. The transcript is spliced from 4 exons. The coding region runs from base 34 to 1089 and encodes 351 amino acids. Gene Ontology annotation, molecular function: RNA polymerase II transcription regulatory region sequence-specific DNA binding; DNA-binding transcription factor activity, RNA polymerase II-specific.
AGUUGCGCGUCAGAGUUUGCUGCCACGCUGUCGAUGGAGCGAGCCGAGCCUGCAGAUACGGAGGUCAGACAACAGCAGGCUGGUUCCCUCCGUGGCAAUGCAGUUCGAGUGCACGAAGGUGUUGUUCUACAGGGCGGAGGGCCUGAAACGUACUCGGAGUCGUCUCCCGGUCGACAAGUAGAGCAGGAGAGGGACACAGAGGGAGGACAAGUUCUCGUUGAGGAAGAGGCGUCUUGGCGCAGUAAUGGUCUUGAGAUGGCAGCUUCUGUAGUCGGUGAAUCCUCUGAAAUUGACGCGCCUUCAGUAGUAGAGAUGUCUGUGGCUGUUUCUAAUGAGGAAGGUAUGCCCAGAAAGCAGCGUCGAUAUAGGACAACAUUUACUGCUGCACAGCUGCAAGCGUUGGAGGACUCAUUUCAGAAGGCUCACUAUCCUGAUGUGUUUACCAGGGAGGAGCUGGCUGGAAAGAUUGGUCUGACGGAGGCAAGAGUUCAGGUUUGGUUUCAGAAUCGAAGAGCCAAGUGGAGAAAACGAGAACGAGUGGUUGUGCAGCCUACUCAAUUAAAUGGUAUGAUUCCUGACCCCACACAGUCUACAGCAACACUUCAGUCAUCUAUGCCAAGAGGCAUUCCUGUUAAUACUAUUCAGCAUAUAAUGAGACCAGAGCUACACUCAGUUCAUCCUGUGGCACCCUGUACAUGGCAUCCUCAGCAGAUGCCAGUAAUGACAGUGCCACCUCCGAAUAUGGUUGUUACACCUGGAAUGGUUCCAUCAACUAUGAGUCCGACUCAAAUGGCUGCACAAGGACACAUUGCGUAUCCAGUGAUGCAUAGCCCAUAUGUGAUGUCAGGCUACCCAGGAGGCCCAACACAAAUGGUAUCCCCUCCUCCAGGGUUGGUAUAUCAUCCUGUGAUUCAAAUGCAGGCUCCUCAGAUGACACAGCCAGUUCCUGUGGCUGUCACCUGCUCGCCAAUCCAUCAAACAAUUCCACGAUCUGAGCUAGGAACACAGACUAGCAUCGAUACAUUGAGAGUGAAAGCAAAGGAACAUGCAGCGACAAUAGGCGUGCAUCAAGUGAAGACACAAGAAUAGCUUCUGACAACGAAGUCUCGAUGACAAAGUCGACAGGACGUUUGCUGGAAACAAACCACAUGUCCUUUGGUACUUGUUGAGUUACAUGGCUGCACAAGACGUACAUACAUUGGUUACUGGACAUUGUACUAUAUUGUAUUGUAUGCAUUGAGGAUUACUUCUUCAUUUGUAUGCUGUAGAAUUUGCUAAGAUGAAAAAAUCUCAGUGAUCCUACUUCUCA